Messenger RNA from Phyllotreta striolata, 393 nucleotides. NCBI's taxonomy places the organism in Eukaryota, Metazoa, Arthropoda, Insecta, Coleoptera, Chrysomelidae. The record is from the annotation of a GenBank genome assembly.
AUGACUGAAUUGUUGGCGAAAUCCGGUAUUUACUUCGAUGAAGUGGAUAGAAUUUGUAUUUUAGAGCCGGAAAUUUCGAAUUCUACGCACGAUUUGAAAGAAAAAUGCCAAAUAUACGCGGAGAAAGUGGACGAAUUCCAAAAAAUCACCACUAAAUACAUCGACCUAGUUCAAAAGUUGGGCGAUAUCAUAGAAAAGGAGAAAAUGAAAGCGAUAGGAGCGAGGAACAUUCUACAGAGCAUGGAGAAACAGAAAGAAAACAACCAUGAACAACUUCAGGCCGUAAUUUCCGAGAAAACCAUGCAAGUAGAACGCUUGAAAAUCCAAUUAAACUCAUUGCAAAAAACCGAAAUGGAACAAAACGAAAUUAUCAAUCAACUCACACAUUGCUAA